AUGGAUCUCAGAAUACUGCGAAGACCUGUCGUCGAUAUUUUAUCCACAAAACCUCAGUGUCUAUUGUCUUUAAACGCCUCUGCCCGCCGACAUGAAUCCACUUACAGACGCACCAAGCAACGUUUAAAUGUCAAACCCGAUCCAAAUUUUGUGCCAACGGAUGGAGCAUUACAAGAUCACAUCGUAUUCAAUCCGCCAUCCUCAUCUCCAUCCGUAUUCCAUACCCCUCUGAAAUUCCUUCCCAAGGAGGACAAGAGAAGGAAGCUUCUAGCCAUCACCCAAGAACGACUUAAUGCUUUUUCACAUCGAUUACCACCUCCAGUCAACCCGAAACAAUUGAAGUAUGAGAGACAUCAUUUGAGUGAAAAGGAUGUGGCAGAGAUCAGAAGAUUAAGGGCUGAGGAACCAGAGAAAUGGACAAGAUUACAAUUGGCUAAGAAGUUCAAUUGCUCGUCGAUAUUUAUUGGUAUGAUUACGGAGGCAUCAGCGGAGAAGAGAGAUUUGGAGAGAGAGAAGUUGGAAGCUGUGAAGACUAGAUGGGGGCCAACGAGAACAGCAGCCCGCGAGAACAGGCAAAGGAGGAUUGAGUUGGCAAAGAGGGAUGAGUGA
This is a messenger RNA of Sclerotinia sclerotiorum 1980 UF-70, 609 nucleotides long. RefSeq lists its product as hypothetical. Lineage: Eukaryota; Fungi; Ascomycota; Leotiomycetes; Helotiales; Sclerotiniaceae. Gene Ontology annotation, cellular component: mitochondrial large ribosomal subunit. The record is from RefSeq and is a predicted model, not a curated record. Gene Ontology annotation, molecular function: structural constituent of ribosome. The transcript has a single exon. The coding region runs from base 1 to 609 and encodes 202 amino acids.